UUCCCCAGUUUUAGUCCGACUUGCUGCGCUGGCGUUUAUGUUUACCUCUACGGAGACUGGUCUGUUCAUUGGCAUAAACCCAUAAUUCAGAAAUAAGAAACUAUUCCGGAAACACAAAUGUAACCUUUCUUCCAUCGCAUUGUAGAACGGGUUUCCGCACAGCCGCGUAAUACUAAUACAGUGUCGAAGAGGUCAAAUGAAUAAGGAGAUCAUGUCACGCGUUGUGAAGAAGAGGCAGGCAGACCCGAAGGUGGUCCAGAACAUCUGGACAGCCAUCGAAGUAAUCCGAAACCAAAAACAGAUCGCAAACAUGGACAGGAUUUCAAAGUAUCUGAGCCGUGUGUUUGGGGUGCACCCCAAAGAGACGACUCGGCAGCUGGGCCUGGCGGUGAAGGACGGGCUGGUGGUGGAGACCCUGACCGUGGGCUGCAAAGGCUCCAAGGCCGGCAUCGAGCAGGAGGGCUACUGGCUGCCCGGAGAUGAGAUGGAGCAGAUGGCUGAAAGGAGUAAGGACUGGGAGGCGGAGAGCCACGACUGGUACUGCUUCGAGUGCCACCUGCCGGGCGAGGUGCUGGAGUGCGACGGCUGCUUCCGCGUCUUCCACCUGCGCUGCCUGGCCGAGGAGAGCCGGCUCCGGGACACGGGCACGCACUGGCAGUGUGCAGUGUGCAAGGGCAGUAAAAAGAAGAACCUUAACAAGCAAGAAAUGAGCAAAUAUCUGCGUUUUAUCGUGCAGAGAAUGAAGGAGAGGGCUGUGGAUCUGAAUAAGAAAGGCAAAGACACCAAGCAUCCGAUGUACAAAAGGCUGAUCCAUACUGCACUGGAUGUGGUCAACAUUCAGGAGAACCUUGCAGAUGGAAAAUACAAGAGUUUCGACGAGUUCAAGGCAGAUGCUCAGCUGAUCGUGCACAAUACGGCCAUUUUGUUUGGAGUUCACAGCGAUCAGGCCGAAAUAGCACGACUGCUGUACAGUGAUACCUGCCACGAGAUAAAUGAACUGCACCUCUGCAAGAACUGUUUCUUCCUGUCCAACGCCAGGCCCGAUAACUGGUUCUGUUACCCCUGUGUGCCCAGCCAUGAGGUGGUGUGGGCCAAGAUGAAGGGCUUUGGUUACUGGCCUGCCAAGGUCCUGCAGAGAGAGGACAACCAGGUGGAUGUGCGCUUCUUCGGACACCAGCACCAGAGGGCCUGGAUCCCCUCGGACAACAUCCAGGAGAUCACAGUGAGUGUGCAGCAGCUGCAGGUGAAACGCAGCACUGGCUGGAAGAAGGCGUGUGAAGAGCUAGCCCUGUACCAGCGUUUCGUGCGUGAAGGCCGCCUCUGGAGGGAGAGGGACAGGGACAGGGACCGGGAGAAGACCAAGGCAGAGGACCGGACAGAAGAGGAACCGGAGUCCAGCAUAUCCUCCACCAGUAACGAGCAGCUCAAGUUAAGCCAAGAACCCAAAGCCAAGAAGCCGCGGCGGGGGCAGACAGUGGAGACCAAGGAGGAGGAGCCGGAACCAGAGGUGGAGGCUGUGAGCUCCAGCCAGGAGAUUCCUACCUCGCCCCACCAGCCGGAGAAGUUCUCGGUGUCUACCCAGACACGCAAGGCCAGCGCGGCGUCGCCCCGCACGCUACACCGCGGUACCCAGACAACCGCCGACAGCAGCUGCCAAAACCGCUGCCAUGAGAAGUACACCAAGAUCUUCAACGACGUGAAGGAGAUGAUGAAAGUGGACAACAAGCGCGAGACCGAAAGGGUGGUGCGGGAGGCGCUGGAGAAGCUGCGUUCCGAGCUGGAGGAGGAGAAGAGGCAGGCGGUGAACAAGGCCGUGAGCAGCGUUCAGGCCGAGAUGGAGCGCAAGUGCAAGCAGGUGAAGGAGCGCUGCAAGGAGGAGCUGGUGGAGGAGCUGAAGAAGAUGGUCGCCCAGCACAAGACCAUCAUCUCCCAAACCAAGAAGAAGCAGUGGUGCUACAACUGCGAGGAGGAGGCCAUGUACCACUGCUGCUGGAACACCUCCUACUGCUCCAUCAAGUGCCAACAGGAGCACUGGCAUGCCGACCACAAGCGUACCUGCCGCCGGAAGAGGUGAAGGCCCCGCCCAUGCUGCCACUGCCAGCCAAUCACUGUGUAGCAAAAGCCCUCUGACCUCCAGGCCAUUGGGUCCUUUUUCCACUUCUCCCACCUACCACUUCUUGCCUCCACCAGCCAUUUAACACUCUGUGGACUGGGAACUAUGCACAGAGCUGGAAAAUCUCUCUGUCUGCCCCUAUCUGUUUAUUUAAUAAGCCCAAAAGUUUUUUUUUUAUUGUUAUUUUUUAUUUCAAAAAUCAUGAUCCGAUCAUACGAGGGGAAAGACUCGGAUGGUGUUUUUGUUUGUUUUUUUACUGAAGUGCUGAUUCUACCUGUGUUGGAGAAUGUGUUAUUUAAGUGUUUAGCUAAAGUCGAGCAUUAACUAAAUACAUUUUAUUACCUGAAUUUUUUAAAAUCACGUUUCUUACUGUAAAUGGUAACAGCAUCAAACAAAAAGUCUCGAUGUUGCUCUUAAGUAUAACAAUGAUGGAAAGGCAAAAUACUCACUUUGAUAAAAAAAAAAAAAGAAAAUAUAUAUAUAAAAAUAUGUAAAAUGCUGAUUAAAAAUCAAAAUGCU
Molecule: messenger RNA, 2632 nt
Organism: Brienomyrus brachyistius
Lineage: Eukaryota; Metazoa; Chordata; Actinopteri; Osteoglossiformes; Mormyridae
Gene: zmynd11
Product: zinc finger, MYND-type containing 11
Exons: 16
Coding region: 197-2074 (625 amino acids)
Biological process (GO): regulation of transcription elongation by RNA polymerase II
Molecular function (GO): DNA binding; protein binding; transcription corepressor activity
Source: RefSeq, a predicted model, not a curated record